AUGUUGGUGGUGGUGGUGGUGGUGGUCGAGCUUUUACCUAUGACUCGUAAGUAUCGACUCAACUGCGCCGCCGAUGUGGGUGGUGACCUUGAUGGAACGACGACGACGACAACGACGGCACUACCGCCACCACCACCACCAUCAUCAUCAUCACCACUCAACAAGAAGAACAUCAACGGCUGCCGUCAUCAGAAAGGAAAUGGAAGCGGAGAAUUUUCGGACAGAGAGCACUGA
Molecule: messenger RNA, 234 nt
Organism: Angiostrongylus costaricensis
Lineage: Eukaryota; Metazoa; Nematoda; Chromadorea; Rhabditida; Metastrongylidae
Source: the annotation of a GenBank genome assembly